CACAACGCUGCAUCACAUGGGGGUGUCCCUGAGGGGUGACACGUGACACUGGGUUGCACGUUGGACCUUAUAGGGGCAGCAUAGCUGACGGGAAGAUAAUUUCAAUUGGCGUUUCUGGGCACCAGUCGAAAAGAACAGCUGGGACGGUGCCCAACGUCUACUUGUACCUCAUCUGCGCAGCCCAUCGCCUCCAAGAAAGAGGGGCCUCCUACCGGUCUGCACUUGGGCAGUGAAUGUGGCCUUAAGCGCUACCGUGACGUCGCUUGACGGUACUCCGCCGUGACAGUGCGCACAGGUUCAGGACGCGCCGCCUGUCAUCGAUGCGUCUCGCGCAGCAGUUGCCCGCUAACGCUUUUGUCAGCUACGCCCGCCCGUGCGUCGCUACUGAAGCGUUAUCCGCAUUUGGCUUCGCUAGGAAGCCACAGUGGUCGAAGAAGGAAGGCGUCCAUUCAACCAUUAAUACGUACGAAUCCAAACCGACUGGCUUAUGCCUUGAAGGCCACCGACCACCCUUGUUUUCUUGGCUUCCCAAUGGGGCACUGUGCCCUUUGCUCGUUGUUGAGAGACCCUUCGUCCGUCCCCACAGUGCCCAAUCUGUAGCGAUACAGGUUACAUGUUUUCUUCGGUGGCUGGCCGGAUUUCCGUAUGAUGGCAUGUGGGUGUGUGGGACAAGGCAUUAUACCGGCAAAUGGUGGCUUGGCCGGUUGUCGUGGGAACGACACUCGUCGGCUUGACCUACUUGUUGCACGCCGUCGUGUACGGGCUGACAAGUACCAGCUGGAAUGCUGCACCCUCCGCUCUGUGUCGAGUUCUGUGCACGGCAUCCCUCGGCUUUGUAGGGAUCUCCAACUCGUUUCUUGGUGCUCUUGGUGCGCGUGUUCCGGAUGAUGGCGAUCUGGACAAGCCUGCUUUUCAGCAGUCGCUGGCAGGUAGUCAGAGUCAAGAAACAACGUCUCCGGAAUCGCCUGCCUCCACGUCGUCAACGGACACUGUGCCUGUGCCACCCGUUUCCAGCCCCACGCCGGAGUCGAGCGACCGUAGAUCCCACCGACAAGGAGGCCGCACGACUGGAGUCUAUGGCAAGCGAAAUUGCUGCAAAGCUGCUAGCAGCCGGAGUGGAUCUCUCGCACGUCCCAGGCGACGCCUCGCUGACACCCGGAGCGAGCGAUCAGGGCCCGCGGGUUGGCGGCGACGCAGCCGCACCAGGUACGUCAAGUGCCGGUGCACCCCCAGGAAUGGCCAUGCAAUUGUACGUGCGUUUGGGUGUUGCCGCGCUGAGGAAGGAAGCGAACGAGCUCGAGGAGCUGUUGUCCAACAAGGCUCUGUACAUCGAGCAACACGCUGCGGAGAGCUUGGCACAGAGCCUCAGUCCGAAUCCACCUGAUUCCCUUCUAUUGAAGUGGCGGGGCCAAGCAAUAAGGUCCUAUUCUAGACAUGAGAGCCGCCGGAGAGAGCGGGCAGCGACUCUUCGGGCCCAGGCAGAUAUGUGGGAGGGCCGUCUGGCCUCAGGUGACUUGCUGCAGCAGGAUCCCGAUGAGGGCUCCUCCUCCAGGGAAACAGCGCCCCAACCAGCAUCGAAAUCGGACACUACACAAGGCCGACGAGCCGGCCGCCGCCGUGGACGUCAACAGGGGCAAGACGCAGGCGAGGGCACCGCAGCUACUGGCCCGAGUGCCCCGUCUGUGAGCAGCGCGUCGCCCAUGUCCCGCCUGGAGGGCUCACUAAGGGGUACACUGCUUGGGAGCAGCGUCGCGCUUCCAGAUGUGGGUAGGGUACCCUAUUUCAAACUUGCGAUUGAGAAUCUGCGACUCGAGGCACGGCGGAUUGAAGACAGAUGGCGAUCCUUGAAGCAAUACGUCACCAAUAGGAUUGCCAUAUGUAUGCUCGAAGAGAACACUCGGAGUCCGAGUCCACUUGUAAUUAGGCAUUGGAUACGGCGGGCGCGAAAACAGUACAGCCGCGUAUCAGGGCUGCGUGCAGUAGAAGCGGCCCUCCUGCAGAGGGUCGCGAGUGAUCUAGAACGGAAGGCGGCAGCAGAGGGUCUCCUGGUACGAAGCCCCCAGGAGACACCCCCUCAUCGACCUCCUUCCUCUACUGAUCUGCCAGGUGCUGGAUCGGAAGGAGGCUCAAGCGGAUUUCCACCCAGGCCGGCACCACGGGCGCCUGACCUUACGUUUGCGGACCUUGCCAUUUCGAACUUAAGGAGAGAUGCCGAGGCCAUCGAAGGCACGUGGAGUCACGGACUAGAGUACUACGUUGCCCAGCGCGCUGCCGUUCGCAUGGUGCGAGGUAACGAUCCCUCGCCUACACCCGCCACACAGCGUGAGUGGGCGUAUAAUGAUAAGAAGGGCUUCCGUGCCGAUGUUAUGGGGCAUCAGCAAAGGGCACGAGAUCUGAAGGAUAAGGCGAACGCCCUGGAACAGGAGCUUCGCGCCCUGCUCUCGUCGGCAUCGGGGCAAGUCCCAGAACCGCUGCGCGAAUCCGGAUCGACUGUAGAUCCAUCAGCGGAGCAGUCCGUCGAGCGUCCGUCAGGAAAAAGGAAACAGAAACGGAAGCACCUGUAUCAUAGCAGUGCCGAGAGCGCCGGCGAAGGCCCAUCCAGAGGCGGUGCUAUGCUUCCGGCGCUGCCCCUUUGGUUGACCCCAGUCUCGGCGGUGCACAUUGCGACUCGUCAAAGGGACCCCAGCAAUCCGCCUGUCGCUGUCGGGCCUUCUCCUGGAUCGUCGUCACCUGAGCAGCACUUGCCGGCUGCAAGACGCUCCCAAAGAGGAUCUGGUCCAUCGUCAUCAACACGUGAACAUCCGCCACCGGCAACUGGCGGCCCGCUGCCGCAACGAUAUACGCCAGUACCCACCACAACACCUCCGUACCCCGCCGACGUCGAGCGUGGCCUUGGUGACCCCACACCGCCCCACCCCAAAAAGCGACGGCUCCUUGAAUUUCUGUCUGAUACAGCCAGACUCGAAAAAACUCCACCGGGACACCGCCAGCCGCUUGGGCGUCUCGCGCUGACGUCAACAGCGAGCCACAUGGCGUCAAGCUCCCAAAUGGCCUCAGGCCCACCGCAAGUGCCUAGUCUAGCAGGGACACAUGGUAGACUGUCUGGGAGCGGCGGCGACAUCAUUCCGUCUUUGUCUCUGCCGCUCAAGAAGCGCCCACUGCGGGGACCUGCAGCUCCCCGCCACGCAGCGGCCGCCGCUGCCACGCCUCUUGUCCGGCAGCCCCCUUUCCGCUCGGGAUCGCUCGCGAGUGCGGGCACUACAUCUGGAACGCCAUCCCAGCCACCAUCUUCCAUGGAGCCGUCAGCACCUGCGUCGGCGCCUGCAGGUGACCCAGGUGUAGAACCGCGUGGACAGCUUCGCCCUCCAGAUCCCCACUGAUGCCUUGUCUCAUGCACUGCAAUCAGAGCAUCAGUGAUGAGCCGGGUACAAGGAUGUGAGCAGGCGGUUGGCAUGCGACACACCUGCGUCGACCCGAAAUCCUGAUAUGCAUAUCAUGCGGGAUCCUCGCCUCGAUUUCGGACUACAUAGAAGAUGGUGACCGAGGCUGCCUGGAAAGACAGACCGUUCGGUUGCCGGCGUUGGACACGAGACGAUGUAACGUCGCCAGUGUUUUCCCGCCCGCUCCACGUAACAGCAUCGCCACAUUAGUCACUAGUCCUCUCAUCCCCAUGACGUACAUGCGUGCGCCGAACACGCGUGUCUUCUUCAUCUAAUACUUUGCAGAAACACGUCUAUCGAUUUCUCUACAUUGGCUUGCGGAUGGGUAAAAGGCCGGAUAUACGCCAGACUGACGCCGGUCUGUUGUUCCCGUUCGUGAUGAGCCAUUUGUCGCGGUGGUCCGUGACUAUUCGCCCUUGCGCCUCACGCCGGGUCAACCAGCUUUAUCGCAUGUGCCACAGACAUCGAGUCGGGGAGAUGCACUUUUCCAUUCGGUCUUGAUGGCCGCGCCUGUCGUAUGUGGUGCG
This is a messenger RNA of Toxoplasma gondii ME49, 3967 nucleotides long. Its product is annotated as KRUF family protein. The coding region runs from base 885 to 3380 and encodes 831 amino acids. Gene Ontology annotation, biological process: translational initiation. Gene Ontology annotation, molecular function: translation initiation factor activity. NCBI's taxonomy places the organism in Eukaryota, Apicomplexa, Conoidasida, Eucoccidiorida, Sarcocystidae. The transcript has 7 exons. The record is from RefSeq and is a predicted model, not a curated record.